Messenger RNA from Vollenhovia emeryi, 1160 nucleotides. RefSeq names its product cytochrome b-c1 complex subunit Rieske, mitochondrial (gene RFeSP). Bases 107 to 934 code for a protein of 275 amino acids. Lineage: Eukaryota; Metazoa; Arthropoda; Insecta; Hymenoptera; Formicidae. Gene Ontology annotation, cellular component: membrane. Gene Ontology annotation, biological process: mitochondrial electron transport, ubiquinol to cytochrome c. Gene Ontology annotation, molecular function: 2 iron, 2 sulfur cluster binding; quinol-cytochrome-c reductase activity. The record is from RefSeq and is a predicted model, not a curated record. The transcript is spliced from 4 exons.
CGCGCCGAUCGCAGCGACCCGCCGCGGCGCGACGCGGCAGCGUUUUCCAGGUUGCCUCGCGAAUGUGUCGUCCUGCUCGCCGUCACGGUCGUAUUUACCGUAGAGGAUGAACGUGAUCGCCAAGUCGACGGCCCUGUCGCCGUUCCUGCGGGCGACGGCGACCGCCGUCUCGAACGGCGGGCUGCCCGUGGCCGCGACCGGUAAGGUUCACAAGCCAAAGAUCGCCGUACCUCAGCCCGUCAAGCGGUCGCCCGGGCAGAGCUAUCAGGAUCUCCUCACUGGACCUACGUGCGUGAGCUCGGGAGUCGCAGUCAGUACGCAGGUGCAUCAGCGACGCUUGGCGCACACCGACAUUCAGUGGCCAGAUUUCUCCCACUAUCGCCAGGAUGAGGUGCAGGAUCCAAAUUCGAGGUCGCGGGACACUGCGCCGUCCCGAAAGGGUGUUUCCUACCUGAUCGCAGCUGGUGGCUCCGCGGUGGGUGUUUAUAGCGCGAAAGUAUUAGUGCACGACAUGGUUGGGAUGCUGAGCGCGUCGGCUGACGUGCUUGCCAUGUCGAAGAUCGAGAUAAAGCUCGGCAGCAUCCCGGAGGGCAAGAGCGCUGUCUUCAAGUGGCGCGGGAAGCCCCUGUUUGUACGACACAGAAUACAAUCGGAGAUCGCGACGGAGUCUAAGGUGGACGUCGCGAGUCUGCGCGACCCGGAAGAGGACAGCGUUCGCGUCAAGGACCCCAAGUGGCUGGUGGUGCUGGGCGUUUGCACGCACCUGGGAUGCGUGCCCAUCGCCAACGCGGGCGACUUCGGCGGUUACUACUGCCCGUGCCACGGGUCGCACUACGACGCCAGCGGUAGGAUCAGGAAAGGACCGGCGCCGUUGAACCUCGAGGUACCGCCGUACGAGUUCACCGAGGGCGGUAGCAUGCUCAUUGUUGGUUAAUGACUAUUCGAUACCUGUAGUCAAAUAAUAAAAUAAUUUAUGAGAUAAGGACGCUCCGUGGGCACCUCGCGCGCAGCACCCUGUUAAUAGCGGCGCGAAGAGAUCGGAGAAAUGUGUGGGUUUGUAUAUUUCUUCAGACUCAUUCUGGAGAGCCUUCGUUCGAACAUCGCCGGUGCAGCGCGACCGCGUUGUAACACAUACCUAAAAUAAAUGUUAAGUGAAAAUC